CUAUCCAAUUCCGUCCUUGUCGCUGCGGCGACACCCACACUCGCCGCUGCCAUGACUGAGCAGAUGACACUUCGUGGCACCCUCAAGGGCCACAAUGGCUGGGUGACUCAGAUCGCAACCACUCCCCAGUUCCCGGACGUGAUACUGUCCGCCUCUCGAGAUAAGACCAUCAUCAUGUGGAAGCUGAUGAGGGAUGAGACUAACUAUGGCAUCCCGCAGCGUGCUCUUUGGGGUCAUUCCCACUUUGUUAGUGACGUGGUCAUCUCCCCAGAUGGCCAAUUUGCCCUCUCGGGCUCCUGGGAUGGAACUCUUCGUCUUUGGGAUCUCACAACGGGUACCACCACACGCAGAUUUGUAGGACAUACCAAGGAUGUGCUGAGUGUGGCCUUCUCCUCCGACAACUGGCAAACUGUUUCUGGCUCCCGAGAUAAAACUAUCAAGUUGUGGAAUACUCUGUGUGUAUGCAAAUAUACUGUCCAGGACGAGAGCCAUUCGGAGUGGGUAUCUUGUGUCCGAUUUUCACCCAAUAGCAGCAAUCCCAUUAUUGUGUCCUGUGGCUGGGACAAGCUGGUCAAGGUAUGGAACUUGGCAAACUGCAAGCUGAAGACCAAUCACGUCGGCCACACAGGCUACCUGAACACUGUAACUGUCUCUCCAGGUGGAUCCCUCUGUGCUUCUGGAGGGAAGGAUGGCCAAGCCAUGCUGUGGGAUCUCAACGAAGGUGGUGAUCUCCGGAAGAGAUGGAGCCCCGCCUCACUCCACUCCGGGCCUGGAGCCUAUGCUGGCAGGGAACUGAUGCCCAGCACUCAGGGUGAAGCUGACACCGUGCUUGGUUUGUGUGGUGAGAACUGUUUGGCUAGAGUGCCUUAUCCACAGGAGCACAAUCCAGAAGGGAACCGGUGGUUAGGUCCAGCUUUACCACAGGUCAAGGCAGCCCAUAAUAAUGAACCUUACCAUCAGGUGCACACAGACAGUUCAAGGUCCGGCCCAGGGACGACUAAUGCUCCCUCAGAAAACCUCCCUGUUUCCUUCCACUCCUCCUUCCCUCCGGCGGCACGAUGGCUCGGGCACACAGUUGGUGCUGGGGGCCAGCAAUCUGUGUCUCCGGUCCAACCGUGCUCCUCACAGCAUGCUACUUUUGUUCAGGAAUGCCACGCCUCCUUCCCAAGCGGAACGCUGCGAUGGCCCGGGAGGGCAAGGGGCUUUCGGAAGCAGGUUCUCCGACGGUUGUAUUCAACGCAAGUUAGGAAAGUUAGUGAACGUAACCGAAGUCACAGAAGUUCCGAGAACGUCCGUCCCUCCCGGGAGAGCCAACAGCUUGGCAGAGGCAGUUGCACACAGACCCGGGGGGAGGGUGCUUUGCCUCUCGGGCUCGCUGAGAAGCGGCAGAAGGCAGGAAGUGGGAAGCUGAAUGCAACAGGAAGAACAGGCAGAUGUUUCAAGGGUUGA
Odobenus rosmarus divergens (Pacific walrus) is the source of this 1449-nucleotide messenger RNA. RefSeq names its product WD repeat-containing protein 5-like. The record is from RefSeq and is a predicted model, not a curated record. Bases 52 to 1449 code for a protein of 465 amino acids. The transcript has 3 exons. Gene Ontology annotation, molecular function: protein kinase C binding; ribosome binding; translation regulator activity. Gene Ontology annotation, cellular component: nucleus; cytosol. Gene Ontology annotation, biological process: positive regulation of protein phosphorylation; rescue of stalled cytosolic ribosome. NCBI's taxonomy places the organism in Eukaryota, Metazoa, Chordata, Mammalia, Carnivora, Odobenidae.